CCACCCAUUUUCAGUUUCAACACAGCAAAUCUUCUGUGGUACCCAGGGCAAAGUCAAGAGCAUUGAAAAGGUAUUGGUUAUUACUGCAGAUAAUUUAUGCAAUCAUCAGCCAAAGAUGCAAAGCUGGCAAAAAGAAAACCGUACAAGCAAGCAAACCCGAGGACCUAAGAGACACGCCCUCUCAGUAUAUAAAGGCUUGUCACUGUCCUUGGUAGCAGGCACUCCCUGGGCUACACUACACCACCAUGUCUGUUCGAUACAGCUCCAGCAAGCAGCACUCUUCCUCCCGCAGUGGAGGAGGAGGAGGAGGUGGUGGAGGAUCAUCCCUCAGAAUUUCCAGCACCAAAAGCUCCCAUGGUGGGGGAUUUAGCUCAGGGGGGUUCAGCGGUGGCUCUUUUAGCCGUGGGAGCUCUGGUGGAGGUUGCUUUGGGGGCUCAUCAGGUGGCUAUGGAGGUUUUGGAGGAGGCAGUUUCGGUGGAGGCUAUGGAGGAGGCAGCUUUGGUGGAGGCUUUGGAGGAGGCAGCUAUGGAGGAGGCAGCUAUGGAGGAGGCAGCUAUGGAGGAGGCAGCUUCGGUGGAGGUAGCUUUGGUGGAGGUGGCUACGGAGGAGGCUUUGGUGGUGGAUAUGGAGGAGAUGGUGGCGGCCUUCUCUCUGGAAAUGAAAAGGUAACCAUGCAGAACCUGAACGACCGUCUGGCCUCCUACAUGGAUAAAGUCCGGGCUCUGGAAGAGUCAAACUAUGAGCUGGAAGGUAAAAUCAAAGAGUGGUAUGAUAAGCAUGGCAACUCAAGCCAGCGAGAGCCCCGGGACUACAGCAAAUACUAUCAAACCAUUGAAGAACUUAAGAACCAGAUCCUCACCCUGACAACUGACAAUGCCAAUGUCCUGCUGCAGAUCGACAAUGCCAGGCUGGCAGCUGACGACUUCAGGCUGAAAUAUGAGAAUGAGGUGGCCCUGCGCCAGAGUGUGGAAGCCGACAUCAACGGCCUCCGCAGGGUGCUGGAUGAGCUGACCCUUAGCAAGGCUGACCUAGAGAUGCAGAUUGAGAGUGUGACUGAAGAGCUGGCUUACCUGAAGAAGAACCAUGAAGAGGAAAUGAGAGACCUUCAGAACGUGUCCACCGGUGACGUGAAUGUGGAAAUGAAUGCUGCUCCAGGAGUUGACCUGACUCAAAAACUGAACAACAUGAGAAACCAAUAUGAACAACUUUCAGAAAAGAAUCGCAAGGAUAUAGAAACCUGGUUCAAUGAGAAGAGCAAGGAACUCACCACAGAAAUCGACAGCAACAUUGAACAAAUGUCCAGCCAUAAGAGUGAAAUUACUGAAUUGAGACGUACUGUUCAGGGUCUGGAGAUCGAACUACAGUCCCAACUGGCUCUGAAACAAUCGCUGGAAGCCUCCUUGGCAGAAACAGAAGGUCGCUACUGCGUGCAGCUCUCCCAAAUCCAAGGCCAGAUCUCCGUCCUGGAGGAACAGCUGCAACAGAUUCGGGCUGAGACCGAGUGCCAGAACGCAGAGUAUCAACAACUCCUAGACAUUAAGACCAGACUGGAGAACGAGAUCCAAACCUACCGCAGCCUGCUGGAAGGCGAGGGAAGUUCCGGAGGCGGAUCCUACGGCGGCGGACGCGGCGGCGGCCACGGCGGCAGCUACGGCGGCGGAAGUUCUGGCGGUGGAAGCUACGGCGGCGGAAGUUCUGGCGGCGGAAGCCACGGCGGCAGUUACGGCGGCGGAAGCUCCAGUGGCGGCGGCGGCGGCAGCUACGGCGGCGGAAGCUCCAGCGGCGGCGGCGGCGGCGGCAGCCACGGAGGCAGUUCCGGUGGUGGCUACGGCGGCGGAAGUUCCAGCGGUGGCGGUCACGGCGGAAGUUCCGGCGGAGGCCAGAGCGGAAGCGGAGGAUUCAAGUCCUCCGGGUCCGGUGGCGACCAAUCGUCUAAAGGACCAAGGUCAGCAGAAACUAGCUGGGAUACUAACAAAACCAGAGUGAUCAAGACGAUUAUUGAGGAGGUGACACCUGACGGUAGAGUCCUUUCGUCUAUGAUUGAAUCAGAAACCAAGAAACACUUCUAUUAAGCUGCUCUUUGCACAGGCCACUGCACAGACGUGUGGAAAACAAAAUGUCCAAGAAAACACUUCUGUCUUAAUGGUCUAUGGAAAUAGGUUCACUCCUUGAAAUUAAGGGUCUACAAGGUGUUUUGUGGUUUCUGUAUUUCUUCUUUUCAUUUAUCAGAAAGUGUUCUUUUGUGGAGAAAAAAAGAAAACUUUCUCAUUUACUAAUGAAUUUCUCAUUUACUAAUGAAUUUCAAUAAACUUUCUUACUGAUGCAAACUA
This is a messenger RNA of Peromyscus californicus insignis, 2330 nucleotides long. It is a transcript of the gene Krt10, whose product is annotated as keratin 10. The transcript has 8 exons. The record is from RefSeq and is a predicted model, not a curated record. Lineage: Eukaryota; Metazoa; Chordata; Mammalia; Rodentia; Cricetidae. Gene Ontology annotation, molecular function: structural constituent of skin epidermis. Gene Ontology annotation, cellular component: keratin filament. Bases 246 to 2072 code for a protein of 608 amino acids.